Caenorhabditis briggsae is the source of this 876-nucleotide messenger RNA. The transcript is spliced from 4 exons. The record is from RefSeq and is a predicted model, not a curated record. The coding region runs from base 1 to 876 and encodes 291 amino acids. Lineage: Eukaryota; Metazoa; Nematoda; Chromadorea; Rhabditida; Rhabditidae.
AUGACAAAGGAAUGGGAAAACGUGAUAGAAAGAAGUGUUAACACUGCUGCCUCCCACGCGAAAAAUGCACAAUUCAAGUUCCAAGAUGAAGGUUUCAAAGAAUCUCACAAAAUUCUUCUGGAAGUGUUUUCGGACCGCGUAGACCGUUGCUUCGAUGCGGAGAUCGAAGGCAGCUUUGCUGAAACGGAUCUGGUCGAGAAAUUGCAAAAUUGCAACGUGAAAACGUCUGUUGCCUACACAAUCAGCGCUGUUUUUGUGAUCAACAACUACCAAGUGCACAACGUUCUUCAGAUGAGCCAAGUCGCUGAAAAAAUUGCCGUUCUAGUUGCCCAAAUUCGAAACGGAAAGCUCGGAAAUAUUUCUGCAGUGUUCGACUUCCUUCAAUUCGGGAAUGAAUACUACAAAAGAUACAUGGCGAAUAAGGUUGCAGUAGCUGUAGUGUCUCAGGAGAAGGCGUUAGUGGAAUUCGACGGAUACUGUUUGGUAUGCGUACUGUAUGUUCGAUUGACUGCACAGCCGUUGCCAUAUUUUAUUCGGAUGUUUUUGAAAAAUAUGACCGAUCUUCGGAGAUGGCCAGCAUUGAUCAUUUUUCCAAAUAAUCUUGAACCAUUCAACUUCGUCCAAUUCGAAAACCCAAACAAAGAAGCGGCCGAGGAAGUUCCAGAAGAGCCAAUUGAAUACAUUGUGGUGGAUCCCGAUGAAAAGGCUCCAAAGACCAAGGAACCUGGUGUAGUUCUCGAUGUUUUGGAUCUUUCCGAUGAUGAAGAGCCAACAAGAGCUCCAACUCCAAUGGUAGUCGACUUGCAAGUAAAUAUGAAACUGGAGGAAGAGGCUGGAGCUGCUGACCAUGCCGAGGAACCGGAUGCCGACAUUUGA